UUAAUAUAUUUGGAAAUCUAAUCUUUCUCUUCCACUUAGAACAAUCGAUUCGACGAGGUUUUCUUGAUUUGUUCCUCCUUUUUUAAGGUGAAGCAGACUAAAUGCAGCAUAUUUUUGGGUAUCAAAGAGUGGGCUGUAUUGUUCUGCUGCAUUUUCAUGACAGUUCUUGAACUAUUUACAAAAUCAUUUCUCAAUGGGAGGAGCUUGUUCAAGGAAGAGAGACCAACAGGUCAAUGAAGACACUGUGCAAAGAGGGGUCUCUGGAAUAUAUUCCAAAAGUGGCAGCUCAAAAUGGAUGGGAACCUUGUUUCAUCGGUCUAGUGUAGAUAUUCUGCAGGGAAGAGGCAAAUGCCCGUCCCUUAUGGAACUAUGUAUUCAUAAAAUAUGUGAGGAUAUCAAUAAUUAUAGCACUUUCUCUAUACUACCAAGGGAUAUAAGUCAGCAGAUCUUUAAUGAGUUGGUAUAUUCCAACCGUUUGACUGAUGUUUCUCUUGAAGCUUUUAGAGAUUGUGCUCUCCAGGAUAUUUGUUUGGGAGAAUACCCUGAAGCAAAAGACUGUUGGAUGGAUGUAAUUUCUUCCCAGGGUUCAUCUUUGUUAUCAGUAGAUCUUUCUGGUUCUGAUGUAACUGAUUCUGGGUUGGUUCUUCUCAAAGAUUGCACAAACCUCCAAGCCUUGACUUUCAAUUAUUGUGACCAGAUUUCAGACCAUGGGCUAGAACAUAUUAGUGGUCUUUCAAACUUGACAUCUUUGAGUUUUAAAAAAAGCAGUGCCAUCACUGCUCAAGGAAUGAGUGCUUUUGCUGGCUUGGUUAACUUGGUAAAGUUGGACCUAGAGCGAUGUUCAGGUAUUCAUGGUGGACUCAUUCAUCUUAAAGGUUUAUUGAAGCUUGAGUCUCUUAAUGUCAGAUGUUGUAAAUGCAUUACGGAUGCUGACAUGAAGCCUCUCUCAGGGCUUACAAACUUGAAAGAAUUGCAAAUUUCAUGCAGUAAAGUUACAGAUUUUGGAGUCGCUUACUUAAAAGGUUUGCAUAAGCUUGUUCUGUUGAAUAUGGAAGGAUGCCCUCUUACCGCAGGAUGCUUGGAGUCUAUUUCAGCUCUGGUUGCCCUGUCAUAUUUGAAUCUAAACAGAUGUGGUCUAUCUGAUGCUGGAUGUGAGAAGUUUUCUGUACUUGAGAAUUUGAAGGUAUUGAACUUGGGGUUCAAUAAUUUCACAGACAAAUGUUUGGUAAACCUGAAAGGUUUAACUAAUUUGGAGAGCUUGAACUUGGAUUCGUGUAAGAUUGGUGAUGAGGGUCUAGUUAAUUUGGCAGGUCUUCUGCACUUGAAAAGUUUGGAGUUGUCUGAUACUGAAGUUGGAAGCGCUGGGCUCCGUCAUCUCUCUGGUUUGAUUAAUCUGGAGAGUAUAAAUUUGUCAUUCACCAUGGUCAGUGACGGUGGUCUAAGAAAAUUGUCUGGUUUGACGUCACUCAAAUCACUAAAUCUGGAUGCUCGCCAAAUCACAGAUACUGGGAUUGCAGCUCUUACAAGUCUUACUGGGUUGACUCAUCUUGAUCUUUUUGGUGCUCGUAUAACAGAUUUUGGAACAAAUUGUUUGCGAUGCUUCAAGAAUCUUCGCUCUCUAGAGAUAUGUGGUGGAGGUUUGACUGAUGCUGGUGUGAGGAAUAUCAAAGAUAUGGCUUCUUUGACGCUACUAAAUCUGUCUCAAAACUGCAGCCUCACAGAUAAAACCUUGGAAUCGAUUUCUGGAUUGACUGCAUUGGUGUCUCUGAAUGUUUCAAAUUCCCGUAUCACUAAUGCGGGGUUGCCCCAUUUGAAGCCUUUAAAGAAUUUAAGAUCAUUAACAUUGGAGUCCUGCAAGGUGACUGCAAGUGAAAUUAAGAAGCUUCAGUCCACUGCUCUUCCUAAUCUGGUUAGUGUUCGACCUGAAUAAUUCCAGAAACAUCAGAAGUAUGUAAAUAGCAUGGAAGGACAAUAUAUGUAUAUAGUUUUGAUUAUAAACAUAUCUUAGUACAAUAACCAAAGUUGAAGAUGCUUGAUCAAGUUGUACAUAUGGAAGACUGGGUUAAGAGGUGUAAAUAUCACUCACUGGGUUAUGGGAGGAAGAGGGAUGCUGCUCUGUGCUUGUAUGUGAAGCUUUCUUCUAUUGUGAUCCACAGAAAAGAAAGUGUAGAUAUGCUUCCUUGGCAUGAUGUGCAAAUGCCCCUUUGGAACAAAGGAAAUUGUAUAUAUUUACUGAUGUUU
This is a messenger RNA of Telopea speciosissima, 2241 nucleotides long. Its product is annotated as dynein regulatory complex subunit 6-like. Gene Ontology annotation, biological process: SCF-dependent proteasomal ubiquitin-dependent protein catabolic process. The transcript has 16 exons. Bases 194 to 1930 code for a protein of 578 amino acids. Gene Ontology annotation, molecular function: protein binding. Gene Ontology annotation, cellular component: SCF ubiquitin ligase complex. NCBI's taxonomy places the organism in Eukaryota, Viridiplantae, Streptophyta, Magnoliopsida, Proteales, Proteaceae. The record is from RefSeq and is a predicted model, not a curated record.